UCCGUACAAAUACCGGCGAAAAUGGAUUCGGAAAAACCCUCAUCUCCAAUCAAAGACAAGGAUUUGUUCAAAGCUGCUGAAUCUGGUGAUUCAUCGCUCUUCAAAUCACUUCCUGAAGAACAGCUCCUCAAAUCCCUCGCUCUCCGUAAUGAAGAUGCUCGUUCUCUCCUUCACGUUGCCGUCUCUUCUGGACACACUGAGGUGGUGAAGAUUCUUGCAGCUGCUGAUCCCUCAGUGAGUGGUAUAAAUAGUGGUGAUGAAGAAGGUUGGGUGCCGUUGCACUCUGCAGCAAGCAGUGGUAAUGUGGAAAUUGUGAAGAUUUUGCUAAGAAGAGGUGCUGAUGUAAAUCUGAAAAAUGAUGGUGGUCGCACUGCUCUUCACUAUGCUGCUAGCAAGGGUCGAGCGAAAAUAGCUGAACUUUUGAUUUCACAUGGUGCUAAGAUCAAUGCAAAAGACAAGGUAGGAUGCACCCCAUUGCAUCGUGCAGCUAGCACUGGGAACUCUGAGCUGUGCGAACUAUUAAUUGAGGAAGGCGCUGAAGUUGAUGAAGUUGACAAGGCAGGGGAAACACCGUUGAUGACUGCUGUUGUAUGCGGCAAUAAGGAGGUAGCUUUGCUCCUCAUAAGACAUGGAGCAGAUGUUGACAUUGAGGACAAGGAAGGAUACACUGUGCUUGGUCGAGCUCCUAAUGAUCUUCGUCCAGUAUUAGUCGAUGCUGCAAAGAUGAUGCUUGAAGGAUAAACUCCAUGAGCUUAUAGUAGCCUAUCAAAAGACACAAUCCAACUCUGUAAAUGUUCAAUAUGAAGCGUGCUCAGCUAGAUACAGACCGAUGAAUAUCUUUCUGAAACUUUUUUAGUUGUAUGGGAGGAAAUCUAAAUGUUGUUCUGACUAAUUUACUGUAUUGUUUUCAACUAUCUUUAACAAAUAUGUUCACUCCUUGAGGAAACUA
Molecule: messenger RNA, 949 nt
Organism: Solanum dulcamara
Lineage: Eukaryota; Viridiplantae; Streptophyta; Magnoliopsida; Solanales; Solanaceae
Exons: 5
Coding region: 22-741 (239 amino acids)
Biological process (GO): positive regulation of transcription by RNA polymerase II
Cellular component (GO): nucleus
Molecular function (GO): protein binding; transcription cis-regulatory region binding
Source: RefSeq, a predicted model, not a curated record